Messenger RNA from Ostrea edulis (European flat oyster), 3105 nucleotides. RefSeq names its product oxidoreductase HTATIP2-like. Gene Ontology annotation, cellular component: cytoplasm. Gene Ontology annotation, biological process: import into nucleus. The record is from RefSeq and is a predicted model, not a curated record. Lineage: Eukaryota; Metazoa; Mollusca; Bivalvia; Ostreida; Ostreidae. The transcript is spliced from 6 exons. Bases 96 to 1028 code for a protein of 310 amino acids.
UAUUCCGGAUAUUCUUCAUAUGUGUCUUAGGGGUUUUGUUAGUAGUCACUUUACACAUUUUUGGUGACGUAUUGAGCAAGGGCCUGAAGGGGGUGAUGAGAGUCUUGUGGUUUAACUGCGACUGUCACUCUUUUCCAGGCGUUGCAAUUGCAGUUGCAACUUUAGGCAUAUUUUGGGCAUGUUUAAUAAGCAUAUAUGAUUUAGCAACUGUACAUGACGCACAUACUAUUCACAGCAUGGCCUCUGGGAGAGAACCAAAUCUGGAAAGAUUUCAGAAAGAAGGCCAUUCGGCAUUUGUCGUUGGUUACACAGGUGAAACUGGCAAAGCACUAGUUACUGAAUUGAAUGAGACAAAAGCUUUUAAAAGGGUGGUCCUGAUUGGCAGAAGACAGACAAACAUAACUGAGAAGCUGGGUGAAGGAUUUGAAGAGAAAGUAGUGGAUUUUGACCAGCUUGAAAAUUACAAGGAUGCUUUUGAGGGAUGUGAUGUUGGUUUCAAUACCCUGGGCACAACAAGGGGAAAGAGUGGACCUGAGGGAUUUGUUAAAGUUGACCAUGACUAUGUGUUGAAGUCAGCAGAGAUUGCCAAGACCAGUGGCUGUAAGCACUUCAUCCACACAUCUUCUCAGGGCAGUGACAAAAACAGUUCUUUUUUAUAUCCAAGAACAAAGGGACAGGUUGAAGAGAGCUUGAAAAUGAUGAUUUUUGAAAGACUGUCAAUUUUUAGACCAGGAAUUUUGCUGUGUGACAGACAGGAAAAUAGAGCAGGCGAAGCAUUCUUUCGUACCAUUCUGAAACCCAUCUUCUACUUCUUCCCCACUGCAAUAUCCACACCGACAGAAGUGGUAGCCAGAGCAAUGCUGAACAAUGCUAUUAGUAUCUCUUCUGGAAACAAAACAGAAUUAUUUGAGAACAAAGCCAUUCACAUGUUAGCAGGCAGCUUAAAGCCAAAGACCAGUGAAAUGGUAAAACCAGACAAGAAAUUGCCCCAAGACAAAACCGAAAGCGAGGAAAAUCUGGAACUAUAACUGUUUUGUGUGUCAGGUCUACUGCUGCCCAGGUGAAAUUAGGCUACUUAUGUUACACAGCUAUAAAAUAUGCACUUUUAAUGUAUCUCAAAUAGUUAUUCAGUCCUAUAGUACUGCAUUUUGAAAGUUCAAGAAUAGAAAUGCUGUCAUAACCUUUGAUUAUGAUUUUGAAUUGAACAUAUUUUAUUGUAUAUGUGGAUAUUAUACAAAUGGUUUUAACACAAGUUCUUUCAACUUAGGGAUGUAAUACCUUUUAAUUAUGAAGUGCAUUUAUAUCUAAAUGCAAUAUAGAAAACAGAAAGAAACAAUAUUUAUUGACAAACAUACAUGUACCCAUAUCAUGUACAAUAUCAACAUGGUUCAACCCUCACACUUAUUAAACAUUACUCCUGUAGUCUUUGGGAAUGGAAAUACCUCUUGUUCUUUGUAAACUUAGGGUAGUCUAAGGAACUAACUAUCAACAAUUAUAGAACCCAGGGUUCAAACAUUUUCUUUAAAAUGUUGGUCAAGUUGUUUAAUAUUAUUUGGAGAUUUCUAUGCUAUUUAAAGACACUUGAAAGAAAAAAAAUGGAUGCAUGGGUUAACAUAUGGUUGGAAUAAGUACAAAUAUAAACUUUGUAAAAUAUAAAAUAGACUUUUUAAUUUUCUAUGAUGUUCAAAUGUUGAAAUAUAUUAUCUCUCCGUAUAUAACUAUAUAAGAAAAUUUCCCACUGUUUUGGAUUUAUUGAGAAAUCAUGGGAAUAAAUUUAAUACAUUCCAUAUGGUAAAUUGUAUUCAUUUCACUAAAUAUGAAAACGUAAAUUCAUUUCAUCAUUUCUGGAAAGGGUUUGUAGCAAGUGCCAUUAAUACACUUGUAACUGGAUGGCACAUGUACUCCACGAAAAGGGAAAUGAAAUCCAUUGAUAUAUACACUGUAGGUCACAUUGCCGCUUUUGAGUUAGAGUUUGAUGUACUACAUGUAGGUUUUUUUUUACUUCAUGGAAAGUGCAAAAAUCACGUGGAAAGCACUGGAAGUGCACUCUUGAGACCAUAAAUGUGUUGUCAAUUCUGUGGGUUUCAGGCGCAGCACUCGGACUAGUCUGGCAGUAAUUUCACUAGUCCCGUAAAUCAAUAACUGCCCCCCAAAAAGUUUGUUGACCCAAAUGAUAAUGAUAAAUAUAACUUCUGACAUGUCAUGCAUCUUAUUAAGUACUGGUGUAUGUUAUUCUGAAUAUAAAGUGUUCUUAAUGUUUGUUCUAACUUGGAUUUAUGUUUGCUCCUUGAUGUGUACAGUUGGAAGUCAUGUUUAUACAAUGUUAACAUGUAAGAGACAAUUAACAGUGUGCAUCUUUGAUACAAUCGCUUGUUUGUCAACACAACUUGUAUUUGAAUGUAAACUCACUAGUGUUAUGAAAAUACUGCAGUAUGUAUUGUAUGAGUGACCAGGGUCAGCCUCGGACAGUUUAAUAUGAUGUGCUGACCAGGGUCAGCCUAGGGCAGUUUAAUAUGAUGUAGUGCUGAUUGACUACCUUAACUGUUCAUCACUGGAAAUCUACUUCAUAUUAUACCACACGAUGUUUGAUCUAGUCUAUUUCUAUGUACUGGAGGUAGACUUAUACAAGUAAAUACGUACCAUGCUUUUACCUAUUUUAAUGACACACCUGUAUCACAUUUUGACUUGUAAAUAUUUUGUAAAUUUUUUUUUUUUUGGCCAGAUGAUCAAUAUUGGAAUUAGCAUCAGUUCUGUAGGUCCUGGUCAGAUAUGACAAUAGUUUUAACCAGAGUUACAGAACUGCUGCAGUAUGUUGAAAUUGAAUUCACCAUAUAAACCCAUCCCAAGACAAUGUUUACACGACAUAUAAACCCAUCCCAAGACAUUACACGUCAUACGUCUCAAUGUUUACACGACAUGUAUUCAAUGUGCGUAUACACUGUAAUCAACACGGGUUUUUAUUUUCCGGCAAUAUAUAUGUGUGAUUUAUGGGUUAUUGCAAUCUUGAAGUGCCUCAAUUUGUGUUUUAAAUAAUUAAUGUACUGCAUGUAAAUGUACAUUUUAAUAUCUGUUUAACCUAGAAAAUAUUAAAUAUUACACCAUUUA